Molecule: messenger RNA, 2775 nt
Organism: Spizellomyces punctatus DAOM BR117
Lineage: Eukaryota; Fungi; Chytridiomycota; Chytridiomycetes; Spizellomycetales; Spizellomycetaceae
Exons: 7
Coding region: 145-2652 (835 amino acids)
Molecular function (GO): oxidoreductase activity; molybdenum ion binding; heme binding
Source: RefSeq, a predicted model, not a curated record
GUCCCCCAUAACAGAUGGUUAAUGUCCAUGCAAUUGCCCUACUCGUUUGUCCAUCGAGGCUUGAAUCGCACGUAAAUACACAUCUCUUCUUUUUUUUUUUAUUCAACGCAGUCGAUAUUGCCAUCUGUUCUGUCUUACGAAACGAUGGCUCCACCGAGUGUUCCGGAAUAUAACCCAUAUGAGCUGCAAACAGUUGAAGACGCCAAUGGAAGGGUUUCCGAUCCCAGCCCAUACUUUGGCAAUUUUCAAGUAGAUGAAAGGGAUAAAAAGACGCCUGACGAAUGGAUUAGGCGGAAUCCGGAUUUGCUUAGACUGACGGGACGCCAUCCUUUCAACUGUGAAGCACCUUUAGAAAAACUAAUUGAGAAGGGAUGGAUCACGCCGACUGAUUUACAUUAUGUGAGGAAUCAUGGUGCAGUACCUAAACUGGAAUGGGGCAAGCAUCGGUUGCAUGUCGGGGGACUUGUAUCAUCCCCGCAAACGUUUACAAUGUCAGAUCUUGCUGCUCUCCCAUCCGCAACCUUUCCCAUCCUCCUCGUCUGUGCUGGCAACCGGCGUAAAGAGCAAAACAUGACUCGCCAAACGAUAGGCUUUAGCUGGGGUCCUUCGGGAUUGUCCAAUUCCAUUUGGAAGGGCGUCCUGCUAAGAGACCUUUUGUUGCAAUGUGGUGCACCUGAUCCCUUGGGAAUUGUCGAGGACGGAGUCGUCAUGCCAAAGUGGGUCAUAUUCCAAGGGGCCGAGGAUCUGCCAAAGGGAAAAUAUGGGACGAGCAUCGCGUAUGAUGUGGCCAUGGAUCCUAGAUGUGAUCUGUUGGUUGCGUAUGAGCAGAAUGGGGAGCCAUUAGCUCCCGAUCAUGGUUUUCCCGUUCGUAUCGUCAUCCCAGGUCAUAUCGGCGGCCGUAUGGUAAAAUGGCUUGCGCGCAUCAUUGUCAGUACAGAAGAAGACUCUAGUCAUUACCAUUUUCACGAUAAUCGGGUCUUGCCCCCCAACGUUGACGCCCAAAUUGCAACGGCCGAAGGAUGGUGGUACAAGCCAGAGUAUAUUAUCAACGAACUUGGAAUCAACAGCGUCAUCACCUCCCCUACUCACGAUGAGCUCAUCCCCAUCACUAUAGAUGGUGGAUACAAGUUCCGUGGAUAUGCAUACACAGGAGGUGGCCGAGCCAUCACCAGGGUAGAAGUGUCCUUCAACCAUGGUGAACGAUGGGAAUUGGCAAAACUGCUGCCCUACCCUGUUGAGCAUAUUCGACGGGGAAAAUAUUGGUCAUGGUUUUGGUGGGAACUUGAUGUUAAGGAUGUGAGAGACUUGUGCGGAUGUACACAAGUUUGGGUUAGAGCAUGGGAGGGACAAAACACACAACCUGAAAAACUGACUUGGAAUGUUAUGGGUAUGAUGAACAACUGCUACUUUCGCCUUCACGUUCAUGUGCAGAAAACGGCCACGGGCAUAUCACUCCGUUUCCAGCAACCCGCCCCGGUAGUGGGUGACGGAUGGAUGAUCAAGCCACCAGAAGAUCACCAGGCGGCAGCAAAACCAACCAUCAAAAAGGAUGAGACAAAGGAGUUACGAGUAUUUUCCAUGUCGGACGUUGAAAAACAUUCUUCAGAGGAAGACUGUUGGAUUGUCGUCAAUGGAAAUGUGUAUGAUUGUACAAAGUUUUUAGAUGAUCAUCCUGGAGGACCAGAGAGUAUUGUUAUCAGCGCCGGUACAGACUGCACCGAAGAAUUCGAUGCCAUUCAUAGUUCCAAAGCCCACGAUAUGCUCAAGGACUACCUUAUCGGCACCAUCGCAAAAACCCCUUCAGCCCCGAUACCUGCUUCAACGAAACCUGUUGCGCCCGUUGAGGAACUCAUUGCCCUCAACCCCCGUGUCUAUGCUCCCUUCAAAUUGAUUGAGAAACAGAAAUUAUCUCAUGAUACCCGGCUCUUUCGAUUCGCUUUACCUUCACCAGACCACCGUCUUGGCCUUCCACCUGGCAAACACAUGUACAUAUCCGCACAGGUUAACGGCAAGUUGGUGAUUCGAGGUUAUACCCCCGUUUCAACAGACGAAGAAAAGGGCUUUUUUGAUCUAGUUGUCAAGAUCUACCUGCCAGAUCGGCAUCCAUCCUUCCCAGAAGGUGGCGUCCUUACUCCAUGGCUCGAUGCUCUCCCUAUCGGGGCUGAGAUAAAAGCCAAGGGUCCAUUAGGCAGCAUUGUCUACCUGGGUCAAGGAACAUUUACACUUCCCAAACACAAGCAACCCAAGGCCGUGCAACGAAUCAGUUUAAUCGCAGGCGGUACCGGCAUAACCCCAUGCUACCAGAUUCUCCGUGCUGUCCUCUCUGACCAAUCAACCGCCGCUCAAAACAUUCGUAUAUGGCUUCUCUACGCCUGCCGAACCGACCGGGAUAUUCUGCUUUUGAAGGAGAUUAACGAAUUGGCCGAGAAAUGGAAGGGACGAGUGAGAGUUUGGUAUACUCUCAGUGGUGCCUGUCCGAAUGGCUGGAUGUACGGAACGGGAAGAGUGAAUAAGGACAUGGUGGCCGAACGUUGUGCGCCUGGCGGGGACGGGAGUUUGGCGUUGGUGUGUGGACCGGAUGGAAUGGUCAGUGCGGUCAUGGAGUGUUUAGGUGAGGCGGGGUACGCAGAAGACAGCCGCUUUGCAUUCUAGAUGGAUAACAGCGUGGAUAGAAAAUGGACAUGGGGACCUAACUAUCAUUGAUCACGAUAUCAAAAUAUGCCAUAUAAACCUGGAAUGAACAUAUACAUGUAUGCAAAUAUUUGACAACAAAAC